CGCGCUUGCUUCUUUGCGCAGUGCGUGUUGGGAGUUGUAGUUUCCAAACAUACCUCUCAAAGCUGUCCUCUUAUGCCCUGCCUCGGCUUGGCAUUUGGCUACUACUCGACAUGGUGGUAAACUGACUUCGUGAAUUUAAAGACUUGAGAGUGGCGAUAGCUAGCUAUUUAGCCAGUGCCUAAAUAGCUAGCUAUCUAGCUAGCCGUAUUCGUUUGAAUAAGAUGGAGGGAUUCUGCAGACUACGGUGGACCUCUCCCAUCGUCCCCAUCCUGCUGCUGCUGCUGCUGGGUGACCAGGCGCGGAGUGACCCCGAGCUGGACCCGUACAAGAUCCUGGGUGUGAGCAGGAGUGCCAGCCAGACCGACAUCAAGAAGGUUUACAAACGUCUGGUCAGAGAGUGGCAUCCAGAUAAGAACAAGGACCCUGGAGCAGAGGACAUGUUCAUCAAGAUCACUAAGUCUUAUGAGAUCCUGUCCAAUGAGGAGCGCAGGUCCAACUACGACCGCUACGGCCAUAUGGACGCCAGCCAGCCAAUGGGCCAGCAGCCUCAGGGCUUCAGACAUUUCCACGACAGUUUCUACUUCGACGAGUCCUUCUUCCACUUUCCCCGGUCGGGACGCGACUUCUCCGACAGCAAAUACCUGCUGAGCCACGCCCAGUACAACAGCGAGGUGCUGGCCGACAGCUACAAGAGGCCUUACCUCAUCAAGGUCACCUCCGAGUGGUGUUUUGCCUGUGUUCACAUCGAGCCGGUGUGGAAGGAGACGGUUAAUGAGCUGGAAGCGCUGGGCAUAGGCAUCGGCAUCGUGGACCUGGGGUACGAGCGGCGCCUGGCCAGCCAGCUGGGGGCCCACCGGGCGCCCUCCGUCCUGGGCCUGCUCAACGGCCGUGUCACCUUCUUCCACCAGGCCGUGGUCCGCGAGAACCUCCGCCAGUUCAUCCACGACCUGCUGCCCCCGAGGCAGGUGGAGAAGAUCACAGAUGAGAACUCUGAGGCGUUCCUGGGCGGCUGGCGCGUGGAGAACAAGCCCAGCGUGCUGCUGUUUGACCAAGUUCCUGCUGUCUCCCUCAUGUACAAGCUCACAGCGUUUGCCUUCAGGGACUACGUGCGUUUUGGCUACGUAGACCAGGGUCUGACCCAGACGUCCCGCCUGCUGCGCCAGUUCAACGUCAACACCUACGCCCCCACCAUGCUGCUGUUCAAGGAGAAUACAGAGAAACCUUCUGACAUCAUCCAGGCCAGAGGGAUGAAGAGGCAGAUCAUGGAUGAGUUUGUCUCCAACAACAAGUUUCUGCAGGUGCCCCGGCUGCUCAACCAGAAGCUGUUUGAUGAACUCUGUCCCAUCAAGCAGUUCCACAGGCGCAGGAAGUUCUGUGUGCUGCUGAUCACCAGGGAGGAGCCGGCGUUCGUGCCGGGGAAUGAGGCCUUCCUGGAGUUUGCGGCGGCCAACUCUAAAGAAGUGCUCCGCUUUGCCUACGUGCACCAGCGCCAGCAGCAGGCGCUUUGCCAGGUGCUGCUCAACAACCAGGCCUCUCAGGCACCUCAGGUGGUAAUGCUUGAGAGGCGGAGCCAGACAGGCAGGGUGAUGUAUCGCUCUGUGAUUGGCGGUUGGAACGGCAGCGAGGAGGAUAAGCUCCGCCUCCAGGAUCAGCUGGAGCUCCUGCAGAGAGACCCCGCCUACCUGAGCUAUGACACCACGCUACCCCAGCUCAACAACGAGCUAGCCCCGAUGUUCCUCAUCCAGUGGAUGUACACAGCUUCAGAUUACUUCCUUCAGAUCUAUGAUGACCUGCUGUACUCCAAUUGGAGAGAGAUGAUGCCUAUCCUGUCCCUGAUCUUCUCUGCUCUGUUCAUCCUGUUUGGAACUGUCAUCAUCCAAGCGUUCAGUGACUCUGGUGAGGACAAGCCCCAGAAACCCAUGGCCAAGGAGCCCCCCAAGACUGAGGGUUCCUCGGAAGCUCCCCCCAGACACCACACCUCCAGUUUUUCCAGUCGUCCCCCAAAGAAGGACUUUGUGGAGGUGACGGAGCUGACUGACAUUACCUACAGCAGCAACCUGGUGAAGCUGCGGCCGGGACACAUCAACGUGGUGCUGGUGCUCUCCAAUGCCUCCAAGAACGCCCUGCUCAAGAAGUACGCCAAGGAGGUGUUCUCCUUCUCUGGGACUCCCACGCUGCACUUUUCCUUCAUGAAUGCCGACAAGCACCCCUCCUGGCUGCCCUCGCUGCUGAGCCGCUCCCCGGACGGGGCGCGGGGCCUCGGCCCCGAGGACGAGGAGGACGAGGACGAGGGGAGCGACGCCACACCCAGACGGCCCAGAGACUACACCGGCCACGUGCUCGCCCUCAACGGCCACAAGAAGUACUUCUGCCUGUUCCGGCCCGUGUUCACCGGGGAGGCGGAUGAGGGCGUGGCCUACACCGGGGGAUCUUCCCGCAGAGAGUCCCGCUCACGCUCGCGGUCACUGUCCCGGUCAAGGGAGGAGGGGGGAAGGGCGGGAAGGGCCACCAGCCUGGAGGUGCAGCACAAGCUGGACCGGCUGGGUCUGUGGAUGGAGAGGCUGGUGGAGGGAACUCUGCCCAGGUGGCAUGUGCCGGCCUGGCCCAGCCUGGAGGACCUUCCUGCCACCUGAGACCCUAACCCCACUCACCACCUCCACCUGAUACCCCACCCAUCACCUCCACCUGAGACCCCAACACCAACCCCUUACCACCUCCUCAUGAGACCCCACCCAUAACCUCCACCUGAGACCCUGACCUCACCUCCACCAGAUACCCACCAGUAGUGAGCGGCUCUGUCCAACUUCCUGUCCUGCUGUUCUGCAUGGGCCUCACAGGUCUGAAGGUGACAUGUUAGAGUCCUACCUGUGUGCCAACCUCUACACAUCAGGCUUCUCUCUUCCAACCUAUCUGUAGAUAAAGGGCAGGGGACAAGGCUAGUAAACGUCUUUAGUCUGUUGAGAUGUGGCCUCUUGGAGCUGCAGGCUUCAUUACAACCUGGUGACCAGCCACCUUCCAUUGUGUGCUGAAUUUCAGGAAAGGUGACUUUCCAACUUAACUGAUUUGAAUCUAGCCCUUACAAUGCCUUCAUGUUAGCAAAGGGAGACGGAUCUUAGUAAUGGUACAGUGAGGGAGAUCUCUGACAACAGCAUAGGCAACCGUUUAAUAUAUAACAUAGGGUGCAGGCAGAUGGUGUCCUAUCACUACACACUGACUGAUGCUGAUUAGUGUCUCUGGGCUUGACUGCUACUGAUGCACUGAUGCUGGUUUGUGUCUCUGGGCUUGACUGCUACUGAUGCUGGUUUGUGUCUCUGGGCUUGACUGCUACUUAUGCACUGAUGCUUGUUAGUGUAUUUGGGCUUGACUGCUACUGAUGCUGUUUAGUGUCUCUGGGCUUGACUGCUACGGAUGCUGGUUAGUGUCUCUGGGCUUGACUGCUACUGAUGCACUGAUGCUGGUUAGUGUCUCUGGGCUUCAGGGAUGUGAACCCGCUGCACUGUUAUGCACUGACUCUGUCUGGAGCUGUUCAGAGUUUGAAGGUCUCUAUUCAAUCAAUGUAGGUUGCCAGGUUGCUCGCCAAAAAAUCCUCCCAAUUCUCUGAUGACUAUUUUCUGAGUGAAGGGAUUGAUUUGGGAGAAUUGUGAACAUAAUUGUAAAUUGUAAAAGUUCAACAAGAGUAUUUAAAAUAAUAAAACCUGGCAACUUGACUGUGAUUGAACUGAGACAAGUUCUGUUCAGACCUAGGCUAGCUAUCACGCUGGAUCUCAACAGCGUUUGAAUUCUGUUUUUAUGUCUUCAGAAUGUUUUCUGUUAUCAUUUCUUAGACUACAGUAGUUCAGAUUCUUCCAUCUCCCAAUAUCUUUGAGUUUUUUCAGCCAGUGCUCCUAACCACUACGUAUCUUAACGCAUGGAAGAUUAGCAGAACUAUACGGUACACUAUUUGUUAUACUAGCCAACGCUGUUAAAUAGGUAAAAAUGCCUCUUUUAUCCACUGUCUUUACUGAAUGAUUUGCUGCUUACUAAAUGCAUACACACUAAUUUGACUUAAGUUGCGUGUCGUUGGAAUGUCUUUUUCAUGAUCAUGUUAAUGGACGGUUACUGGACCUUCAACAUCUUUGAAAACAAAACGGUCAGGUUUGAGAUGUUGUGUUUGAAGGGGAAAUUAUCGGUAGCUAGUCAAUUUUUGAAAACGUCUGCGUAAGGUUUAUUUAUGAAGUUGUCGAUAAUAUAGAAUACUGUGCUGUAAGAUAUUUAUUUCUUGUUUUUUAUGUGCUUCUUAACACCAAUAAAAUUAAGUUGAUUUAAA
This is a messenger RNA of Osmerus eperlanus (European smelt), 4306 nucleotides long. RefSeq names its product dnaJ homolog subfamily C member 16-like. Lineage: Eukaryota; Metazoa; Chordata; Actinopteri; Osmeriformes; Osmeridae. The record is from RefSeq and is a predicted model, not a curated record. The coding region runs from base 222 to 2633 and encodes 803 amino acids. The transcript is spliced from 15 exons.